AUGUCGAGUCAUCACGGCGUGGAGCGGCAUGUUGGUUUACCGGCGAAAAUCGAAGCCAAACAGAGUUGCUGCAACCCGGUUAAGAAACCCGGACCCGUUUCCAUUGAUCACGUUCUUCUAGCUCUCCGCGAGACGAGAGAAGAGCGAGACGUGCGAAUCCGCAGCUUGUUCGAUUUCUUCGAUUCCGAGAAUCUCGGGUUCUUAGAUUGCGCCCAAAUCGAGAAAGGACUGGUCGCGCUUCAAAUCCCCAGCGUCUACAAGUACGCCAAGGAGCUGUUUAGGGUUUGCGACGCCAAUCGCGACGGCCGUGUCGAUUACCACGAGUUUCGUCGAUACAUGGAUGAUAAAGAGCUCGAGCUCUACAGAAUCUUCCAAGCUAUUGAUUCUGAGCACAACGGUUGCAUUUCUCCUGAAGGACUCUGGGAUUCUCUCGUUAAAGCUGGGAUUGAGAUAAACGAUGAGGAGCUAGCUAGGUUUGUGGAGCAUGUUGACAAGGACAACGAUGGGAUCAUUAUGUUUGAAGAGUGGAGAGAUUUUCUUCUGCUGUAUCCUCACGAAGCCACCAUAGAGAACAUAUACCACCACUGGGAAAGAGUGUGUCUUGUAGACAUUGGAGAGCAAGCUGUGAUUCCACAAGGAAUCAGCAAACACGUCAAAAGGAGCAACUACUUCAUCGCAGGCGGCAUAGCCGGUGCUGCUUCAAGAACCGCGACCGCGCCUCUAGACCGCUUGAAAGUUCUCUUGCAGGUUCAGAAAACCGACGCUAAGAUCCGAGACGCGGUGAAGACGAUAUGGAACCAGGGCGGGGUUCGGAGUUUUUUCCGAGGGAACGGUUUGAAUAUCGUCAAGGUUGCACCGGAGAGUGCCAUCAAGUUCUAUGCGUACGAGCUGUUCAAGAACGCGAUUGGUGAAAACAUGGGUGAGGACAAAGCGGAUAUAGGCACAACGGCUAGGCUCAUCGCCGGAGGUAUGGCUGGUGCGGUGGCUCAAGCCUCUAUAUACCCUUUGGAUCUUGUGAAAACUCGGUUGCAGACUUGCACGACGAGCCAGGGAAGUGGUGUUGGUCCGAGGCUUGGAACGCUUACUAAAGACAUAUUGGUUCAUGAAGGUCCUCGAGCGUUUUACAAAGGUCUUUUCCCUUCUCUUCUUGGGAUCAUUCCUUAUGCUGGUAUCGAUCUUGCUGCUUAUGAGACGUUAAAAGACUUGUCCAGGACUUAUAUUCUUCAAGACUCCGAACCAGGUCCGCUCGUGCAGCUGGGAUGCGGAACAAUCUCAGGAGCUCUUGGAGCGACCUGUGUGUAUCCUUUGCAAGUUGUGAGAACAAGAAUGCAAGCGGAACGAGUAAGGACAUCGAUGUCUGGAGUGUUCAGGAGGACGAUAAGUGAAGAAGGUUAUAGAGCACUGUACAAAGGGCUUCUACCGAAUCUUCUAAAGGUUGUUCCUGCUGCAAGCAUUACGUAUAUGGUUUACGAAGCUAUGAAAAAGAGUUUAGAACUUGAUUAG
Microthlaspi erraticum is the source of this 1503-nucleotide messenger RNA. Lineage: Eukaryota; Viridiplantae; Streptophyta; Magnoliopsida; Brassicales; Brassicaceae. The record is from the annotation of a GenBank genome assembly.